Messenger RNA from Closterium sp. Yama58-4, 3546 nucleotides. The record is from the annotation of a GenBank genome assembly. NCBI's taxonomy places the organism in Eukaryota, Viridiplantae, Streptophyta, Zygnematophyceae, Desmidiales, Closteriaceae.
AUGUUCUUAUACGCAGUACCCUGGAUGCUGGGCGGUAGUCACGUUUCCUCGCUAGGCAGUUUUGUUCAGAACUCUUUGGUGGCGGCGGGGUGGCCGUCGUGGCUCGCGUCCGUCGCCAGCGAGGCCAUCAAGGGCUGGGUGCCGCGCCGCGCCGACUCCUUCGAGAAACUCGACAAGAUCGGGCAGGGGACGUACAGCAACGUGUACAAGGCGCGCGACCUGGAGAGCGGGCGGCUGGUGGCGCUGAAGAAGGUGCGGUUCGACAACCUGGAGCCGGAGAGCGUGCGCUUCAUGGCGCGCGAGAUCGAGGUGCUGCGCCGCCUCGACCACCCCAACGUGAUCCGCCUCGAGGGGCUCGUGACGUCGCGCAUGAGCUGCAGCCUCUACCUCGUCUUCGAGUACAUGGAGCACGACCUCGCGGGGCUCGCCGCCUGCCCCGGCAUCUCCUUCACCGAGGCGCAGGUGAAGUGUUACAUGCAGCAGCUGAUGGCGGGGUUGGAGCACUGCCACACGCACGGCGUGCUGCACCGCGACAUCAAGGGCAGCAACCUGCUGCUGGACAACACGGGGUCGCUCAAGAUCGCCGACUUCGGGCUCGCCACCUUCUACCGCCCCGAGCACAACGUGCCGCUCACCAGCCGCGUCGUCACGCUCUGGUACCGCCCGCCCGAGCUGCUGCUGGGCGCCACCACGUACGGCGUCGGCGUCGACCUCUGGAGCAGCGGCUGCAUCCUCGCCGAACUGCUCGCCGGCAAACCCAUCAUGCCCGGCCGCACCGAGGUGGAGCAGCUGCACAAGAUAUUCAAGCUGUGCGGGUCGCCGAGCGAGGAGUACUGGCGGCGGUCCAAGCUGCCGCACGCCACCAUCUUCAAGCCCACACAGCCCUACAAGCGCGCGCUAAGGGACCUCUUCAAGGACUUCCCCGCCACCGCGCUCAACCUGCUCGACGUGCUGCUCUCCAUCGAACCCGCCGACCGCGGCUCCGCCACCUCCGCGCUCGCGCACGAGUUCUUCACGACGAAGCCGCUGCCAUGCGACCCAUCGAGUCUACCGCAGUACCCGCCCAGCAAGGAGUACGACGCCAAGCUGCGCGACGAAGAGGCCCGCAGGCAGAGGGCGGCAGGGGCGAGGGCAGGCAAGGUGCUAGACAGCAGCGCGAGCAGCAAGCAGGCGGCGGCGGGGCAGGGCGCGCAGCGGAACAGCACGUCACAGCAGCAGCCGCAGCUGCAGCAGCAGAGCCAGCAGCGCUCCAGCCGGGCGGUGCCGGCGCCCCACGCCAAUGCGGAGCUGGUGGAGUCCAUCAACAUGCAGAAGGCGGCGGCGGGCAAGGCGGCGAUAGCGAAGAGCAAGAGUGAGAAGUUCAUCAGCCCGGCGGAGAUGGCCCUGGCGGCGGGCCUGCAGGGGCUGGGUCCGCACGGGCUCACCACUGCCAAGGCAGUUGACACGCCUGACGGGCUCAAGGCGCUCAAACCCGCCGAUGCCUCCGACAAGCUGCGCGCGGCGGCCCCGGGCGGCAAGAGCCUGUCCGCCACCACGUCCUGGGUGCCCGCGCCCUCCUCCUCCUCCUCAGCCGCUGCUGCUGGCGCUGCGGGGGGAGGGGCAGGGGCGGGGGUGGGGGGGAGGAACGUGAGUGGGGAGGUGGGGAUAGGGGAGAGCAAGCAGGGGGGCCUGGUGCGGACGGGCAGUGCGGGCAGGAGCAAGGGGGGUGUGAACCCCACAAGCCACGAGCUGUCGGCGGCGGGGGUGGCGGCUACUGCUGGCGUGGCGGGUGUGGUUGGGGGCAGUGCGGUGGGCAUGGGCGCGUCCAAGGACUUCUCAACGGGGUCAUCACGCGACCUCACCGAGUCGAGAGACGCUGCUCUGCGCAAAGUGCGGGAGCGCGAGAGGGAGCGCGAGCGGGAGAAGGAGGAGAGGGAGAAGCGGGAGCGGGAGAGGGAGAGGGAGCGGGAGAAGCGCGAGUCGCGGUCGUCGGAUUUGAGAUUCCACCCCAUGCACAACCAGAUGGUGCAGCAGCUGCACUCGCAGCAGCAAGCCGCGCAGCAGCAGCAGCAACACCGGCCCAGCAGCGAGCAUGGCUCUCGUGGCGCUGCUCUCAACAGCAGCACCACCAAGGCCCGCCUGCACAAGACCCGGUCAGGGGAGUUAUCACAUCUGCCCGGUAAAUCCGAGAGUAAAUCGCGAAACAGCUCGAUGGACGAGAGGCAUCGGCGGGAGAUCGAGGCACUGUUUGCCUCGGCAUCCAUGUCCGGCGUCCUGCCGGGCGGGCUGCUGGGGAGCGCAGGGGACGGGGAUAGGGGCAGGGACAAGGGCAGGGAGCGGGAGCAGCAGCGGCCGAGCAGCAGCGGGGGGCAUGGGGGGGGCAGUAGUGGGCCGAUGCGCAUGUCGACGCGCAAGGCGGGGGGCCCAUCGGGUGUGGAGAAGAGGGCGGUGGAUCAGAAGACGUGGAUGCUCAUGGGCGCCCACGGCGAGCUGCCUCCCGGUGUGGCCGCUGCACUCGCUGCCACGCGCGGCGAGGGCCACAGCCACUCGCUCAACGCCGUGGCCAGUGCCAGCAGCUUGGAGAGAGGAGGGGUUGGGGGUGGCGGAGGGGGCGGAGGGGAGGACCGAGCGGUGGUGCGCAGCAGCAGCAGCAGCGGGGGUCGGGGGGCGGCGGUGGAGGUGAGUCCGCGGGGGCGGCCCGUGUCCACGUUCGCCGUGGAGUUCAGCCCGCGCCGUGGCAGCCCCAGGCGCCCCAGCAGUGGCAGCGGCAGCGGUGCGGGCGGCAUGCGAGGGGCGGCGGCGGAGGGCAGUCCGCGGCGGCGGUGGUCGCCCAUGCGGGAGGGGUCGCCGCGGGGGGCUGCACGGCCCAAGCGCAGCGUGGUGGGCGUGUCGCCCUCGCGAGGCGGCAGCGGCAGCGGCGGGGGCAGCGGGGGGAGCAGUGCGCACAGGCGACGGCCGUCAGGGGGCAGUGGGGGAGGGGGAGAGUCGCAGCAUGUGGGGUUGGAGGGGGGUGUGGCGCGGGCUGGUGUGGGCGCAGAUGUGAAGGUGGCAGCGGUGUCAGGGUAUUUCACGCACCCAGGCGCCGUUGCUUCCACUGGGCAGUGGGCACUCGCACUGCCGUGGGCCAAUUGCAUUUGUAGUUCUGGGUUUUGGGGGGAAGGAGCUCCACCAUCCCAUCUCAUCCACCCAGAAACCCUUUUGCCCCCCAGUUACUCUCCGCUGCCUUCUCGUCCGUGCCUCGCGUCUCCUAAUGCUGCCGCGGAGCAUGCCUCGAGUGAUCGCACUCUCUCGCGCCAACAUCGUGCGCAGGAUGGCGGCGGCACGGGGGCGGGGCAUAAGCUGAUGGCGAUCGCGGUGAGGGCCUCGUCGCCUCGCGGUUCUCAGCCCGGCUCGCAACACAUCGGGUGCGUGUGCGCGCGUGGAAAGCACCGCAUGACGGCGGGCAUGUGCGCAGCUCGACACGAAUCACACGAGGCUGUGCCGUGCGAGUCGCGACAGCCCUCCGCGCUUGGUGGCACUUGGUACUCGGCAGUCGAUGCAAGUGGAGUGGAGUGUGACGUGAUGUGA